Molecule: messenger RNA, 1365 nt
Organism: Rhododendron vialii
Lineage: Eukaryota; Viridiplantae; Streptophyta; Magnoliopsida; Ericales; Ericaceae
Exons: 3
Coding region: 802-1239 (145 amino acids)
Source: RefSeq, a predicted model, not a curated record
GAAAAGUGAAUGCUCGCUCGGCAUGUACUAUUAACUGAAAGGGCACCUUUUUAAUUUUGUCUAAUGGAUUUUUUUUUAAAAAUGGAGUUGUUUUGUAUGAAGUGGAUGGUCAAAAACAUUCCAGUAAACCAUAAUUCCUCUCUAUUAAAUGCCUCUAUCACUGAACUUUCUUAUGGGCAAAUUAGCUUUUAUAAAAGUGUUGAUUUCUACAUACAUCUCUUAAUUAGCCCACAAUUGAAAUUUUUAAAAGUGAAUGAAUGCUUUUAUAAGCUCCAAUAGGCCACUCUUGUUUUGGCUCUGCAGACAGGGAAGGCCCAUACUUUUUAUUUCUUUUUCAAGUUUGCUUCUGCAGAUCGACAAUCUAUAGUAUUCAUUAAGUUAGGCAUCAAAAUGGUGAAUGAAACAUCAAAACAUAAUAAAAAAAAGUGCUGCACUUGGAUUAGUAUAUAACUUUGUCUUUACACUUUGUAUGCGGGUAUAAAGCUGCUAGUAGGGUUGAGUUUCAUUCUUUGCAUAUUUUGUUUAAAUGUAAUGAGGUGUCUUGUUCUUCCAAGACAAGCAGCCUGUGGAGUAGGUGCUACUGCUAAUUCUCACGAUAAAAGACAAAGAAAGAAAGGCCUUUAACAUUCUCCUAAUAUCACUCCUUAUGAUGCAGGGCUACCAACUAUGAGGAAAUGAUCGAGCAGAUACAUCAACGGAAGUACCAAAAUUUGCAGCCAUUUUCCUAUAUAUUCACUCAUAUUGUCAAUUCAUAUCAUCCUCCCCAUUGAGUCCUCUAGCUUUAUCGAUCUCCUAAAAACCAUGGAUGAGUUCAGUUCCGAAAGGUCAAAGACAUGGAACAUCUACACCAGUUCAGACCUUAGCCCUUCUCAAACAGUACUCAUCGAGAGGGAGGCUCCGUGGAAGAACUUUGGGUCAUCAAUGAAUGCCAUUUCUUUUGGCUUCGUUGCGACUGCAGUACUGGUAUCAAUGUUUCUUAUAAUGGCCAUUUUCGAACAUCUGUUUAGGCCAAAUCCUUCUUUUUCUUCACCUCAGUAUGGGAGUGGUAGAUCUCUGGAAAGAAGACCGGUGGAGAAACGUCGGCAUCCACAAGAAGUUUCGACAUCGCACACGUCAGAUUUUUCAGUACUGAUGCCAGGACAGCAGUAUCCUACAUACAUAGCCCAACCUGCUCCUCUCCCCUGUCCAAGGGAAGGUGUCAAUUGGCCUUCCCAUGAACAAGAUAUUACUUUGCCUUAAGCCCUAUGAUGAUUACUUUGUAUGUUCCAUCAGUUAUGAUUGCAUUUAUUUCUCACAUAAGGAUUAAGCUAUCAUUAAUUCCAUACUCAGCAUUUUCUAAAUGUUAUAAUCACAAGUACAUUAUCA